ACAGAAUUAACCAAACGGCUACAGCGUCUUUCCACGCAGGCGAAGAGGGGAGGCGAGCUAGUGCAAGAAUUGAAGUCCAUUGAGGAACGCAUAAAGAAUUCCCUUCCGUCAAUGGAAUCCAGACUGAACGCGGACAUUGAUCUUCUCAUCAGUCAGCUUGAGAGACAGCGAGCCAAGCUGUUAGAAGAACUACGAGGGAGACUAAAACAACGUGAAAACCAGUUGAAGGAACGAGCCAAUAGUAUCGGUCAGAAACUGUCCUCUACUACUGCGUUGUUGCAGUUUGGAGUGGAACUGCUAAAAGAACAGGAUCCCGCUGCGUUUGUUCAG
Dicrocoelium dendriticum is the source of this 330-nucleotide messenger RNA. Lineage: Eukaryota; Metazoa; Platyhelminthes; Trematoda; Plagiorchiida; Dicrocoeliidae. The record is from the annotation of a GenBank genome assembly.